AUGGCGGCUAGGUUAUCGUUUCGAAGAGGGAUUUUCGCAUCGGCACUGUUGCUGAGCGUGAUUCUUCAUGGUGCCCAGACAUUCUGCAACCACAACAUAGUCCAGCACAGAGUCUCUAGAACCGCUCGAGCCAACAGCCUGGACUCGGAAUCUGGGCUGUACAAAGCUGCGACCAACAUCAAGGUUCGCAUGGCUCCAGACGUGAAUGCGCCGACUUUGGCUGGAGCCGAAAGCCAGAAGCUGAAAUCCGGCGAGUGGAUCUCGAUGAUCAAAGCCGGCGACGUGUUUCAAUGCUCGCAGAUGAAGACCAGAGACGGCCAGGUGUAUUUGAAGCUCGCCGAUCAAGAUGGCUGGGUCUUUGGGAAAGGUGUCUCCGGUGAGUGGACCGGCCGGGACAUUGUUGUUCCCGUACCAGACUCGGAAGCACUGGAAGCCAAGGCGAGGAUUGUCAAAGACACCAUGGAGCGUCAGCUGAUUCGCGACCCCUCCGACAAGUUCGCCUUGUACUUAGUGGGCGGCGCGCUGUUCCUUGUGGCCCUCGAGCGACUUUGGGAGGAGUUCGUGUGA
Molecule: messenger RNA, 567 nt
Organism: Symbiodinium sp. CCMP2592
Lineage: Eukaryota; Dinophyceae; Suessiales; Symbiodiniaceae
Source: the annotation of a GenBank genome assembly